Molecule: messenger RNA, 2761 nt
Organism: Conger conger (European conger)
Lineage: Eukaryota; Metazoa; Chordata; Actinopteri; Anguilliformes; Congridae
Product: phosphomannomutase 1-like
Exons: 8
Coding region: 306-1130 (274 amino acids)
Biological process (GO): protein N-linked glycosylation; GDP-mannose biosynthetic process; mannose metabolic process
Cellular component (GO): cytosol
Molecular function (GO): phosphomannomutase activity
Source: RefSeq, a predicted model, not a curated record
ACAAAAAUGCAGCGGGUGCAAUGGGACGAUUAUUUUAAUUCGUAUUGCGGGGUGCCGAAUGCACGGAGCGCGACUCUGUCCUACAUUAGUGACAGAAUGCGUUUGAUCACAGUGACAAUAUUACCUUGAAGACGAUAAGGAUUCAAGCGACUUAUUGUAGCCUUUCAUCCAGUGUUAAAUGCGUCCCGUUGUAUUUGAACUAAAUUCCAGCUUGGCUGUGGAUUGGCUAUAGCUACGACCACAUUGGUUGUGUGUUCACCUUGAUUUUAAGGGUUAAUUGCGUUUCCAGUGGUUUCACUAUUGAAAUGGAGGAAAAUUGUCUUCCCGCGAACAGAAAUAUUUUGUGUCUAUUUGACGUGGACGGAACGCUAACUCCCCCCAGAGAGAAAAUUGACCCGCAGCUGGACGCCUUUUUCCAGUCCCUGCGCAGGAAGGUGAAGAUCGGAGUGGUGGGGGGCUCCGACUACUCGAAGAUUGCGGAGCAGCUGGGGGAGGGCGAUGAAGUUAUUCACAAGUUUGAUUAUGUGUUCGCGGAGAACGGCACCGUGCAAUACAAGGAUGGGAAACUCCUCUCCAAACAGCAAUGCUCAUUGCUGGUUUUUACCGGUUGGCAGGCAAUUCAGAACCAGUUGGGGGAAGAGCUACUGCAGGACCUUAUCAACUUCUGCCUUCGAUACAUGGGACUCCUCAAACUGCCAAAAAAAAGGGGCACUUUCAUUGAAUUCCGGAACGGCAUGCUGAACAUCUCUCCCAUUGGUCGGAGCUGCACGCUAGCGGAGCGAAUAGAAUUCUCUGAAAUUGACAAGAGGGAGAAGAUCCGGGAGAAGUUUGUUGCAGCCCUACAGGAGGAGUUUGCAGGGAAGGGCCUCAGAUUCACCAGGGGGGGCCUGAUCAGUUUCGACGUGUUCCCGGAAGGUUGGGACAAGCGCCUGUGUCUGGAAGUGCUGCAGGGAGACGGGCUGGAGGCCAUCUACUUUUUUGGAAACGAGACGUCGCGUGGGGGCAACGAUUAUGAGAUUUUCAACGACCCGAGGACCAUCGGCUUCACCGUCUAUUCCCCCAGUGACACAGCCAGACAGUGCAGGGAUCUGUUCUUCAGCCCUCCACCCAAGUACUGCGGUCAAGCAUGAGGAACAUCCUGUCUGCGGCCCUCAUGCACCCCCUGGUGUCCAGGAUGUGUACUGCACUAAGCGUAGAAGGAGAGUGGGGGGGUACAACACUACUGAUUAACUACUUGAUCACUAAUUAUUGUAACAUGAUAGUAAUUGGUGAAUGAAUGAUAACGCAAUCAAAAGUAAUGUUCAAGGAUGGACCUGAGAAGCAUAAAGUGCUUUUAAACAUGGACAAAAUGGUGGCGCCGUAUGAGGUACUGCCAUAUCCCAAAAGGAGAGAUGCUCGUCUCACACAAUGUGGAUCCAUAUUUUUUAUGCUUUUAUAAGCCUAUGCUUUCCUGUGACUUGAAUUGGAAAUGUGUUGUAUGUCAACAUCAGAAGUCUUUUGUGUGGGUAUAUGGAACUGUCAAAUACCCUGCAUAUUUGUAGCAUCUUGUGGACAUCUAUGUACACAAUCACGCCGUAUUUUCCACUCCAGUUGUCGUGUAUAUCUGAGCCCAAAGUUUACGUCGUGAUUGAAAACGUCAAGAAAGAAGACCGGAAGAAUCUGCAGAAUUGGAUUGAAGAGCGUCUGUGUGCAACGGUGCAUUGCUUUAAUUGUGAUAGUGGAGAUUAUGUUGCAGAAACUUAAGUGAAUCUUCUUUAUUUAUUCAAUUAGUUGCAUUUACUUGUUGCAGUAUUUUAAUGCUGAUGUUGAUUUAAUGCUAACGCUCGGAAUUGCACAUACUACAAAAACGGUCUCCUUCCUGGAAAUCCUGUUCGAAGUCUAUUUGCACGUCGGCAAAACCGUCCUAUAAGCUCAAUGAUACAGAAUGUACAAUGGCAGUCGGUUUUCCGAAUCAGCAAGGAAUUUACCCUUGUUGAUGACGAUGACGAAGGUCUCUUGAUAAAAGAGCCUGAGUUCCCCUUCCUGCUUAUGGUGUGGCCAAGUUCACAAGCAGUACGGUUAACAUCACCGUUGACCAUUUUACUUUGUGGACCAAACUUGGGGAAACACCCAAACUGUAGGGAAAAUGUGAGCAAAGAGCUCAAGGCGUUGCUUAUUAAUGCUAACACUUUGUACAUUUAAAGUACCGUUUUUCUUUUUGAGUACUUAAUGUGUUUGCGAAACAGACUGGAAGAGACACUCCUUGCAUUAGUACAACACUGGCUUCCGGUCUGGGCAGCUCCCACCAUCCUGUGAAAGAGGAACCAGUUCUGCUCCAUGUUAACAUGAAGGGUAUAAUCAGCCUCCUCGUGUGUGUAGUGUGUUGUGUGUCACUGGUGAAUCCCACUGUCUAUCCAAGGGAGAUGUGUUUGAAGGAACAUACAUUCCAAAUUGAAGUUUAACACUCUCAACAUGCUCUAGUAAAUAAAAAUAUAUCAACACUCCUUUCAAAUUCUGUAAAGGAAAAAGAAAGCUGUGAAGACUUGUGUCCUGCAGGUGUUUUUGCUUUCUGAGAUCGAGGGACUUGAAUGGAUUGUUGGUGCUGAAACGCACCUACAAUCAGCAUUCCCUGCACCCCACAGUGACUGGAUCCUGACACCCCUGGUGCAGGCAAACCAAUCAGCAUAGCAAGUACAACGUGAAAAAUCUUGAUCGUUCUGCAUGUGCUGGGUAAUGUGAGCAUUUUUGUUUCAUAAUAAAGUGUUGCAAUGAUUGACACUCA